UGGCUGGUUAAACUUGUGGCGUUUGGAUUUGUGAAUCUUUUCCUUCUCUUCCUUUCACAGGUUCACCUUCUUCAACAAGAAAAAGCGGAACCAGCUGUCCCUCCAGCAAAAAUAGCAGCCCUAACAGUAGCCCUAGGACUUUAGGGAGGAGCAAAGGGAGGCUCCGGCUACCCCAGAUCGGCAGCAAAAAUAAACUGUCAAGUAGUAAGGAGAACUUGGAUGCCAGCAAAGAGAAUGGGGCUGGACAAGUCUGUGAGCUGGCUGAUGCCUUGAGCCGAGGGCACAUGCUGGGGGGCAGCCAAACUGAGCUGGUCACCCCUCAGGACCACGAAGUAGCUCUGGCCAAUGGAUUUCUGUAUGAGCACGAGGCAUGUGGCAAUGGCUACAGCAAUGGUCAGCUUGAAAACCACAGUGAAGAAGACAGUACCGAUGACCAAAGAGAAGAUGUUCAUGUUAAGCCUAUUUAUAAUCUAUAUGCAAUUUCGUGCCAUUCAGGAAUUCUGGGCAGGGGCCAUUAUGUCACUUAUGCCAAAAACCCAAACAGCAAGUGGUACUGUUAUAAUGACAGCAGCUGUAAGGAACUUCACCCUGAUGAAAUUGACACCGACUCUGCCUACAUUCUUUUCUAUGAGCAGCAGGGGAUAGACUAUGCACAAUUCCUGCCAAAGAUCGAUGGCAAAAAGAUGGCAGACACGAGCAGCAUGGAUGAAGACUUUGAGUCCGAUUACAAAAAGUACUGUGUGUUACAGUAAAGCUGCCACUCUGACUGCUAGACAGGCUGGUGGUGAGGGAGAUGGCUCCCUGUAGCUAACGUUUGGCAGAAGCGUCGCUGAAAGGCAAGCUAAAUGUAGUUAUUUUAUCCCGUGACCCUGAAGCACAAAAUAAAAAUCCUAAUUAAAAUAGCAGUUAGCAUAACAGUAGUAAUACUUUGGUUUGGAAAUGUCUCACACAAGCCCUCUGGUAGAGAACUUUCAGGCAGAGCCCACCAUUAGCCUGUAAACAAAAGGGUUUGGCACCAGCCACCUGGGACCAAAUAGGAGCUAAAUUGUGUUUGUCCAGAUAUAAACAAACAUGUAGUGAGUGUAGAGUUUACCAAUAACCAUAACAAAAUGCUAAGAAUUUCCUUGGAGUCAAAGUCAAACAAAAAAUUGUAGUGUUGUCUGGGGACGACAUGAUAUGCUGCCUCCUUUUUCCUGAAGUUUUAUUCAUUAUAUUGACAAGAUGGACAAAGCAAGAUCAGAAGGCGUACAAAGGAUUCUUCUGGCAUGGACACACAUUUUUCUAUUUAUUUUUUAAACUAUUUCCCCCACUCUUUCUAUGCCUUUCUUGCUUUUCGUUUCUGUUGUUGUGUUUGUGUUUGAGACACAACCAGUCAUUCGUGGCAGAGGCGUAUAGAAGUGGUCAGUUCGAAAGGGAGAAUCUCUUAAGAGCUGUGUGCCUUCUGCCCAGGGCCUUGGUCGGUCGGAGACCCUGUAGGGGGAAAAACAGCAUCCUGGGAAAUCCAGCUGAAGUACCCCUGCCCAUAGAGGCAUCUUACUUGAGGAUACAAGUGUCCUCAGAAAUGGAUCCCCCACCUCUGCUGAAGUGCAGUAGGACAGUUGCCAAUAUUUGCACCAUGGUCGCAUGCCCACGUUGCACAAGAGCUUCUGAGAGGGAAGGUGGCAUCAAAGCUAGAUGGUAUUUUACAGCUAGGGGUUGUUUGUUCUUUGUUUCUUUGUUUUGCACUUUAAAAAGAAUACAUGCAAAUGAACUUUUUAAAACAUGUUCAUAUUUGAUGGCUGUAAGGGCUAUAAAUUAACUUGAAUAUGGGGUAUUUUGCCCCAUCAUAUUAAAUUUAAAAACAAAACACAUCCCAGACACUGAUGGUGUGUAUUUUUAAUUUAAUUGGUGGGUUUAGGAAGUAAGCUUUUAUUUUGUUUGCAUGUCCAUUUUUUAAAUCUUGGUGUUUGUCUUUUUCUUUCUUUUUUAAAUAAUUUCACAGUAGUGGUCAUCAAAAGUUAUGUUUCUUUGCUCACUUCAUUUUUUUCCUCUGAUAAUUCAAAACUGGAACAAAAGUAUAAAUGUUAUUUAUCUCAGGCAGCAUUUUUUUUCCCCCUGUGUUGUUUUUAAAUAUAUGUGAAGUAAAUAUUUUCCUUUUUUUUUUUUUCCAGCCUUUUUUUAGUCAUCUGGACCCUGGAAAUGAUUCUCAUUAAUUGUCAGAUUUCAUUAACCUUCCUUCCUUACAGAUAGUAGGUACCAGUGUAAUUAAGCAUUUGUGUUCUGAUAUCUGAGGCCGGUUAUCCAGUUCUUCUCAGAGCAUUUGGAAAGGUUGUUUUAAAUGGAUACCUAAGUUGAAACCCUAUUCAGGAUAAGACUGUAAUCACAAGUAGGAAGGAAUGGCCUAAAUGGUAAAAUAUGAUAAAGUCAGACAAAAUGCCGGCUUUAUAGUUCCAUGAUUUCAGUAUAUGAAAAUCUGUCCAUUUCUACCUGGACAGGUCCCAUGAAAAAGUGGAAGAUUUAAAAUAAUUUCCUUACAGAUGUUUUAUUUAAGCAGGUAGCACAAUCUACUAAUGUUGUUUGAUCUGUGUUUGUUAUAUUGGUUGUAAUUAAUUUUUUAAUUCAUGACUAGCAGAAAAUUUAUGAAAUUAACUAUUAACUACAUUCACCUUGUAAAUUACUGUAUAAAACUUGUUGACAAUGCACUGACUUUAGAAAGAUGUUAAUGUACAUAAAUAGAGUGUAAAUAAAAUAGUGUUGAUGUACUGAAAUAUGAACUGUAUAAAAAAGUAUUGGUAAUUGUAAAUGGAGUGUACCUGUUUAUCUGUAACUAUUAUCCAAACAAAUUAAAUACUGUGGAUGCAUCUA
Messenger RNA from Ailuropoda melanoleuca (giant panda), 2844 nucleotides. RefSeq names its product ubiquitin carboxyl-terminal hydrolase 32-like. Gene Ontology annotation, biological process: protein deubiquitination. The coding region runs from base 285 to 752 and encodes 155 amino acids. NCBI's taxonomy places the organism in Eukaryota, Metazoa, Chordata, Mammalia, Carnivora, Ursidae. Gene Ontology annotation, molecular function: cysteine-type deubiquitinase activity. The record is from RefSeq and is a predicted model, not a curated record. Gene Ontology annotation, cellular component: Golgi apparatus. The transcript is spliced from 3 exons.